This is a messenger RNA of Tetranychus urticae (two-spotted spider mite), 7829 nucleotides long. The record is from RefSeq and is a predicted model, not a curated record. Lineage: Eukaryota; Metazoa; Arthropoda; Arachnida; Trombidiformes; Tetranychidae.
GCAGUAAAUAAAGUUCGAACUUGGCAAACUACAGUUAAACACUGCAAAAAUUAAUGUUUUCAUGUUAACCAAGUGUUUGUGUACCAGCCUAUUAAUCAGUUUAAUAAUUCGUCUGAGAAAAUUUAAAGUGCUUCUCUCGUGAAACAAUCGUAUUUAACAAUCAAAGAUUUAUAAAGACUAAGGUCAAUCGUUGCGUGUCCAAGCACCGAAAAAGCAGGAGACAUCAAAAUGGGUGUAACUGACGAUAGAAGAGGAAAUCCGGAUGAAGAGGACAUUAUGGAGAGGGAACUUGCUGAGGAUGCUGUUUGGAAGCGAAUCCAGAAAAAUACCUUUACAAGAUGGGCCAACGAACAUCUGAAAACUGUUAACUCUCACAUUGAAAACCUGGAAACUGAUUUCGAAGAUGGAACUCGUUUGGUUGCUCUAGUUGAAGUAUUAUCUGGUAAAAGGUUACCUCGACACAAUAAAAAGCCCAAACUUCGAGCCCAGAAACUAGAAAAUGUUAAUAUUGCUCUCAAUUUUUUAACUCAACAAGAAGGAAUCAAAAUUGUCAACAUUGACAGUACUGAUGUUGUCGAUGGUCAUCUCAAAUUGAUUCUUGGAUUAAUAUGGACUUUAAUUCUUCACUAUUCAAUUUCAAUGCCCAUGUGGGAGGGUGAAGAUGAUUCAAUGUACCGAGGAAGAGGUGAACCAACACCUAAGCAACGUCUUCUUGGAUGGAUCAAAAAUAAAAUACCAGAAGUACCAGUUAAUAAUUUCACAACCGAUUGGAAUAGUGGUAAAGCUUUAGGUGCAUUAGUUGAUGCCGUUGCACCAGGUUUAUGCCCUGAUUGGCCUGACUGGAAACCAGAAGAUGCUCUUAAAAAUACAAAGGAAGCUAUGAAGCUGGCUGACGACUGGCUUAAUGUUCCUCAACUGAUUAAACCCGAUGAUGUGGUUGAUCCAAAGGUUGAUGAUCUCUCCAUGAUGACCUAUUUAUCACAAUAUCCAAAUGCCAAACUGAAGGAAGGAGCACCACUUAGACCAAGAAAUAAUCCAAAUCGUGUUCGAUGUUAUGGACCUGGAAUACAGCCUGAUGGUGUUGUCAAAGGAGCUCAAACCAACUUCACCGUUGAAACCUUUUCCGCUGGAAAAGGAAAAGUUGAAGUUUUCAUAGCUGACCCAACAGGUAAAAUGGAACCUGUAGCAGCCAAAUUCAAUGAUGACCCCAGUAAGACCUACACUUGUUCAUAUACACCAAAAGUCGAAGGACAACACAAGGUUAUUGUUAAGUUUAAUGGUGUUGAAGUACCAAAAAGUCCUUUCUCCGUGAAUGUUGAGGGUGUGGCUGGUGAUGCUUCUAAAGUAACUGCAUCUGGACCUGGUCUUCAACCCACCGGUGUUCAAGUUGGAAAACCUACUUACUUCGAUGUUUUCACUAAAGGUGCUGGUAAAGGUCAAUUAGAGGUUGUUAUCCUCGACCCAAGUGGAAAACCAAAUACUGUGCCUUUACGAGUUCGUCCUAUAGGCGAUGACGUUUAUCGAUGUGAAUAUGUUGCUCAGGCUACCGGCGUUCAUUCCGUCAAUGUUUUCUUUGCUGGUAAACAGGUACCUAAGAGUCCAUUUGGAGUUAGAGUCUCUCCAAUCUGUGAUCCACGAAAAGUUCGUGCUUCUGGUCGAGGUCUUCAACCCACUGGUGUCCGAGUAGGAGACGUAGCUGAUUUCAAAGUUACAACAGAUGGUGCUGGUGAAGGCAAUCUUGAUAUCAAAGUAAUCGGGCCUGAUGGAAAACCUGAGAAGGUUAAUAUUCGCAAAGUUGAUGGUACAACAUUCGACUGCGACUACAAACCCACUAAGACGGGUAAAUAUGUCGUUAUCGUUUCCUUUGGUAAUCAAGAGAUAUUUAGAUCACCAUUUGAAGUUAACGUGGGACCUCCUAAACAGUCUAAAAUUAGAGCUUUUGGUCCAGGAUUAAAAGGUGGUGUUGUCGGUUAUCCUGCUAAAUUUACCGUAGACACAAAUGGUGAAACUGGAACUCUUGGUUUUACUAUCGAAGGUCCAUCCGAAGCUAAAAUCCAAUGCAUGGACAAUGGUGAUGGCUCAGCAGAGGUAAUUUAUUAUCCAACCGCGCCAGGAGAAUAUGCUAUUCAUGUUCUCAACAAUGGUGAAGAUAUUCCACAAUCUCCUUGGGUUGCUCAAAUAACGUCCAAACCAGGACCUGAUUUUGCUCCAGAUAAAGUUGUAACUGCUGGUAAAGGUAUUGGACCUACUGUUGUUCAAGGAAAGCCAACUGAUUUCACAGUUGAUACAAGGAAAGCUGGUAAAGCCCCUCUUGAUGUAUCUGUCAUCGAUAAAGCUUGCGAACCGUUACCGAUGAAAAUUGCUAAUGCUAAAGACGGAACCGUCAAAUGUGAAUACAAACCUGAAAACCCUGAUAAGCAUGUUGUUCAAGUUAAUUACGGAGGAGUUGCAGUCCCUGGAAGUCCAUUCAAAGUCCAAGUUGCUCCACCAACGGAUGCAGCUAAAGUUAAAAUAUUUGGACCCGGAGUUGAACCUGGUGUUAAACCCGGUGUGCCUACGUUUUUCAACAUUGACGCUGAAGCAGCUGGCCCAGGACAACUAAAGGUUUCACUUAAAGAUGAUAAAGGAAAAGAUGUUCCUAUUCAGCUCCAAGAUAAUGAAAACAAUACAUAUUCAGUUGAUUACACUGUACCUAAAGCUGGUAUUUACACGGUGAAUGCGACAUAUUCUGGUCAACCUAUUCCUGGAUGUCCAAUAACUGUUCCAGUAACACCAGCAGCUGAUUUGAGUAAAGUAAAGGUUGAAGGAUUAGAACCAAUUGCUGUGAUGAACAAUUUAUAUCAAUUUCGAGUUAUUAUUGAUGAUUCCCUGUCAGAAAUACCUUUUAUUCAUGAUUAUAUCACCAUUUGUAUAACAAGUCCUUCAGGACAAUCAAUCAGACCACAUAUAAUUAAUACUUCGGAAGGUUGUUUAGUCAAUUUUGUUCCAAUUGAGAUGGGCCAAUAUCUUUUAUCAGUUUAUCUUGCUGGAAGUGGUUAUGAUGAUGUUAAACCAAAACACAUUUAUUGUCUUCCUGAGCACAAAUUAUCCGUGGUUAAUCGUUCAUCACCCAUUCCUGGUCACAAUCAAGUCAAAGUUCAUUCUCAGGCUCCAAUUGAUUUACCAAUUUAUGGUCGAGCCUUUGCUGAUGCUGUCUUUGUGGACUCACCGACGGAGUUUACUGUUGAUACUCGAGCUUUGCCUAAAAAGUCUGAAGCUACAGUAACAUGUAAAAUCACCAAUCCUUCUGGCGCUCAAACAGCCACAGCCGUUACCAAAGCCAAAGAUGGAACCCAUAAAGUUGCCUUCACUCCAUUCGAAGAAGGCCCACACAAAGUUGAUGUCAUGGUUGAUGGGCAACCUGUCAAAGGAAGUCCAUUUGCGGUUAAUGCUACUAGAGGAUGUAACCCAGGAAAGGUUAAAGCUUAUGGACCUGGUUUAGAGCAAGGAAUUGUUAAUCAAAAGAAUACAUUUACCGUUGAAACAAAAGGAGCUGGUAUCGGUGCUCUUGGUUUAUCUAUUGAAGGGCCUUCAGAAGCAAAGAUGAAUUGUCGAGAUAACCGCGAUGGAACCUGCACAGUCGAUUAUGUUCCGAUUGAGACUGGUGAUUAUGACAUAGGAAUAAAAUUUGCCAACAAACAAAUUCCUGGAAGUCCAUUCAGAGUACCCGUUGAUCACCCUGUUGAUGUCUCUAAAGUAACAGCUUUUGGACCUGGCUUAGACCCAGCAAAUUGUCGAGCUGGACCUCCUCUUCCGUUUACUGUUGAUGCAUCCAAAACUGGUAAAGCGCCAUUGACCGUUGAAGUUUCAUCAGAGAAAGGACCAGUUCCUUACUCUCCUGAAAUUAAUGAUAGCGGUGAUGGAAUCUAUGAUGUUUCUUACUUGCCUCCACCAGAAGGCAGUAAAUGUAAUGUUAACGUUAAAUAUGGAGGACAGCCAAUUCCUGGAAGUCCAUUCCAGAUGAAAGUCAAACCAAUGACUGAACCACAAAAUGUUAAGUUAUCUGGACCCGGUAUUGCUAAAACAAUUCCAGCAAGUUUUCCAGCUGAAUUUACCAUUGAUGCCAAGAAUGCAGGUUACGGUCGACCAGAAGUGAAGAUACAGGCUCCUGAUGGAUCCAAAUGUAAAGCUUCAAUAAUUGAUAAUCAAGACGGAACCUACAAAGUAAAUUAUACUCCAGACGAUGUUGGCAAUUAUAAAAUUGGAGUUACCUUUGGAGGUAAACCAGUUCCAGGAGCACCAAUCACAGUCAAAACAACAGCCACAGGUCAAGCAGAUAAAUGUAAAAUUGCCCAGAAAAUCAAAGAAACAGUUGCAGCCGGUGAAGAACAAUGUCUUCAAGUUGAUGCUCGUCAAGCAGGUAAAGGUGCAGUUACCUGUAAAGUGAACAAAGUAAAAGAGGAAACUCGAACCGAAAAACAGUCGACCACAACAACCAAAAGUCAAGUGAAAAAAGUAAUCAAACAAACGACUACAGAAGAAGAAGAAAUUGAAGAAGAAGAAGAGAUAAUUGAAUACAGAGUUAUCGAUAACAAAGAUGGAACUUAUAAUGUCUAUUAUAAAGCAAUUGAACAGGGCGAUUACAAGGUUGACCUUAAAUUUGGUGGUCAACCGAUUCCAAAUGGAAGCUUCAGUAUCAAGACUACAUCGACAACUGAAGAGAUCAAAACUCGGCGGACUGUCAUUAAAAAAUCGGAAUCAUCAUAUUCGGAGGUUAGAGAGUUUCGUCAAAUUCAAUUAUACAACGUACCGGUUCCACCGUCAUCAGUUGAACCCAAACGCCGUGCAUUUAUUAAAAUGCCUUCAGGUGCCACUGAUAAGCCUACAAUAAUUGACAAUCAUGAUGGAACAAUCAGUGUUAAAUAUGAUCCUAAAGAAGAGGGUCUCCAUGAACUUCACAUAAUUUACAAUGAAGAUCCAAUUGCUGGUUCACCAUUCAAAUUUUUUGUUGACCGAUUGUCUAGUGGAGCUGUAACGGCUGCUGGACCUGGUUUAACCCAUGGAAUUGCUGGUGAGCCCAGUGACUUUACCAUUUAUACAAAGGGUGCUGGCAAUGGUGGACUUCAAGUUGCUGUUGAGGGUCCAUCUAAAGCUGACAUUCAAUACGUUGACAAUUCAGAUUCAACUGUUUCGGUUUCUUAUUUACCAAUACUUCCCGGUGAAUACAAGAUUGUUGUUAAAUUUGCUGGCAGACAUAUCAAGGGAAGUCCAUUUACGGCCAAAAUAACUGGAGAAGGAAGGAAACGGGCUCAACUGUCUGUUGGCCAUUCAUCUGAAGUUAGCUUGAAAUGCUCUGAGAAAGAUAUCCGUAAUUUGGCUGCAACAAUUGUUGCUCCUUCUGGCUUAGAGGAACCAUGUUUUGUUAAAAAGCUACCCAAUGGUCAUCUGGGAAUAUCUUUCACUCCAAGAGAGUGUGGUGAACAUUGUAUUCAUGUCAAGAGGAUGGGUAAACACAUUAGUGGAUCACCAUUCAAAAUCAAUGUCUUAGAACGAGAAAUCGGUGACGCUUCUAAAGUAAUGGUCUCUGGAAACGCAUUGAAGGAAGGCCAUACUCAUGUUGACAAUGAAUUUGUUAUCGACACGAAAGAAGCUGGUUUUGGUGGGCUCAGUUUAUCAAUUGAGGGUCCAUCUAAAGCUGAAAUAAACUGUAAGGAUAAUGAAGAUGGAACCUUGAAUGUCGCUUACAAACCAACUGAACCUGGUUAUUACAUAAUUAAUCUGAAAUUUGCUGAUCACCAUGUUCCUGGAAGUCCAUUUACUGUUAAAGUUACUGGUCAAGGAUCAAAUAUUCAACGAGAAAACAUCAAAAAGCAAAGAGAUGCACUACCCAUUACUGAUGUUGGAUCAGAAUGCAAAUUAACCUUCAAAAUGCCAGGAACUGCUGCUAUGGACAUGAAUGCAACGGUAACAUCACCUUCUGGGAAAACUGAAGAUGCCGAAAUUUUGGAUCUUGACGAUUGCUUGUAUGCUGUUAACUUUAUUCCCAAAGAAGUUGGUGUCCAUACUGUUAGUGUUAAAUACAAAGAUGCUCAUAUUCCUGGUUCACCUUUCCAAUUCACUGUUGGUCCUCUCAGAGAGUAUGGUGCUCAUAGAGUUCACGCUGGUGGACCUGGUUUAGAGCGUGGUGUUGUUAAUGAGCUUUGUGAAUUCAAUGUGUGGACUCGAGAGGCUGGAGCUGGAAGCUUAUCGCUUUCAGUUGAAGGUCCAUCCAAGGCUGAUAUUGAUUUUAAAGAUCGUAAAGACGGCUCUUGUUUAGUGGCUUAUAAAGUUACGGAACCUGGUGAAUAUAGAGUUGGAAUAAAGUUUAAUGAUCAACAUAUACCUGACAGUCCAUUCAAAGUAUGGGUUAUGCCACAAAUUAACGAGGCUAAACGAGUUGAACUUCGUGCUUUGCCCAAUGAAAAUUCACUUAAAGUAGGCUCACCCGUUACAAUUAUAAUCAAUUUGAAUGGAGCUCGUGGUGUUCUUGAUGCUAAAAUUAUAUCACCCACUGGUUUGGAAGAUGAUUGUUUCAUCACUAUGAUUGAUGCUGAUGAACAUGCUCUUCGAUUUAUACCCAAAGAAAAUGGCGUUCAUACACUUCACAUACGCUUCAAUGGAGUCCAUAUUAAGGAAAGUCCAUAUCGAUUGAGAGUAGGCAAAGAUACAGCUGAUCCAGCAGCGGUAACCGCUUUCGGGCCAGGACUGAAGGAUAUUAAAAGUGGUGUUAAAACUGAAUUUAUCGUUGAUACCUGUUCAGCCGGACAUGGAAGACUUUCUGUUUCUGUUGAUGGACCUUCAAAGGUUUCAAUGGAUUGUACCGAAUGUGAAGAAGGUUAUAAAGUCAGAUAUACGCCACUUUGUCCCGGAGAGUAUUAUAUCACUGUUAAAUACAAUGGAUAUCAUAUUGUGGGCAGUCCAUUUAGAGUUAGAUGCACAGGUGACAAGGUUAUCCCAAUAAGUGAAGCUGAAUCAGCUUCCCUUGCUGUUGAAACACAAGAUAAAGCCCUUGGAAGAGUUGGUGGCUUACCUAGAUUUAAAUCGGAUGCGGCUAAGGUUACUGUUAGAGGAAACGGAACUAAAAAAGCCUUGGUUGGCCGUCCAACUAGUCUUACUGUUGAUGGUCAGAGAGCUGGAAGUAACAUCUUAUUUGCCGCCGUUUAUGGACCUAAAGGACCUUGCGAUGAUGUUACAAUUAAACAUUUAGGAUUAAAUGUUUACAAUGUAACCUACAAUUUAAAAGACAAAGGCGAUUAUGUAUUGAUUGUUAAAUGGGGAGAUGAUCACAUACCUGGAAGUCCAUUUAAAGUUGAAGCUACUCCUUAAUUUUGAACUGAGCAGUUCUAUCACUUUUAAUGACGAAGUCGGUGUUAUUGGUUGUUGAAAUUUAUUUUACUCAAUCUUCAUCAGAAUUACAUUGAACGAAAAAAAAAUUAAAUAAAAACCAAAAAGGAAAAAAUAAAUAAAAGAGAAUCGCACCUUUUUAGAGUUAACUUUUAAUGGUUUACCAAAGCCAAUUCACAGAUUCACCUUGGAAAUAUUUACAAAAAUGGAUCCCAAAUGUUGCUUGACUCUUCCUUAAUUAAACCCUUUACUCCUCGAUUUAAUUGUUUACCCAUCAUCCUAUUAGAGUUACCAAUCAUUAUUAUGUUAUUAUGUUCGUUAUAAACAAAACAUUGUAUCUCUACUGCCAAUAACCAUGAUUACUCAAAUCCUUUCUACUUAAUAUCAAUUCUCAACCUUUUUAGGUUAAUCUUGGUGCAAUUAUGAUUUUCCCAUUAAAUUUCAUUGUCUACUGGUUCCUAAAAUAC